This is a messenger RNA of Melanotaenia boesemani (Boeseman's rainbowfish), 1227 nucleotides long. It is a transcript of the gene sod2, whose product is annotated as superoxide dismutase 2, mitochondrial. The record is from RefSeq and is a predicted model, not a curated record. The transcript has 5 exons. Bases 118 to 795 code for a protein of 225 amino acids. Gene Ontology annotation, biological process: superoxide metabolic process. NCBI's taxonomy places the organism in Eukaryota, Metazoa, Chordata, Actinopteri, Atheriniformes, Melanotaeniidae. Gene Ontology annotation, cellular component: mitochondrion. Gene Ontology annotation, molecular function: superoxide dismutase activity; metal ion binding.
CAUCUUCUGAUAAUGGUACAGUCGCCUGCGACGUCAACUUGAAAUUGUACAUUUCAAGGGCAGUCACAUCCAACGUGUUUGCACUGUUCUGUCUAUACACUGAGCACUAUCAGAAACAUGCUUUGCAGAGUUGGUCAAAUACGCAGGUGUGCAGCCAGUCUCAGCCAAACUAUAAAUCAGAUAGCUGCAUCAAGGCAGAAGCACACACUUCCUGACCUGACAUAUGACUACGGUGCCCUGGAGCCUCACAUCAAUGCUGAGAUAAUGCAGCUGCAUCACAGCAAGCAUCAUGCCACAUAUGUCAACAACCUCAACGUUACAGAGGAAAAAUACCAGGAGGCGCUUGCAAAAGGUGAUGUGACUGCACAGGUUGCCCUCCAGCCUGCUCUAAAGUUUAAUGGGGGAGGCCACAUUAACCACACCAUUUUCUGGACAAACCUCUCUCCCAAUGGAGGUGGCGAGCCACAAGGCGAGUUAAUGGAGGCCAUCAAACGGGACUUUGGAUCCUUCCAGAAGAUGAAGGAGAAGAUGUCUGCUGCCACAGUGGCAGUGCAGGGCUCAGGCUGGGGAUGGCUGGGCUAUGACAAGGAGAGUGGAAGACUUCGCAUUGCUGCUUGUGCUAACCAGGAUCCUCUGCAGGGAACAACAGGUCUCAUCCCCCUGCUUGGUAUAGAUGUAUGGGAGCACGCUUACUAUCUUCAAUACAAAAAUGUGCGGCCUGACUAUGUGAAAGCCAUCUGGAAUGUAAUCAACUGGGAGAAUGUGAGCGACCGUCUUCAGACUGCCAAAAAGUAGAAGCUGAUAUCAAACAACCCUUCCAGCACCUUUCAUCACGACCUGGCUCAAAUAGUGGUUGCAAAUCAUUUUUUGGUUAAAUGAAAUUUUAAACUCAAACCUGCAGAUGGUCAGUGGCUAAAGAGCAAAUUAAACUUUCUUCAGACCCUUUCCUUUGUGAUGCAGAUUAUAUUGUCUUUAUGGAAGGCAUAACUGCACAAGUUGAUGCUAACAUCAGUUAUUUGCAAGUACUAUUUAUCUCUGGUUUCCUCCUAACCAUCAGACUUUUGUCAAAGCGCACAAAAAAAUGGCCACCUUUAAUAAUAAAGCUGGCUUUUGUUAUUCAUAGGAGUGCAGUAAGCUGUGUUUUUGUCCGAUUAAAUUACACUAAAAUCAGACAAUGUCAGUGCAGUCCAUGUUUUUGAUGUAAUAUAAUAAAACAGUAGAAUUUCA